UGAAAACAUUUUUCUUUUCUUUUUAGUUUGUUCAAAAUUUUAUCAAUAUAAUGAUGAAUAUUUUUUAUUCUAUUGCUUUUCUAUAUUUAUUGUGUAUUUUGAAAAUAAAUGCCGAUCCAUUAGUGAGAAUUACGCAGGGUAUUUUAGAUGGAACAACGGAAUUAUCGAAAAAUGGGAGGAGAUAUUCUGCAUUUCUUGGCAUACAGUACGCGAAAGCACCGGUGGGAAAUCUCAGAUUUAGUAAUCCUGAACCUACUGAAGGAUGGGUGGGUGUAAAAUCAGCGAAAACUUUUGGAAACAUAUGCCCGCAAAGGGACGCAGGCAGAGCCAUGAUGGGAAACGAAGAUUGUCUAUUUUUAAAUGUUUAUACACCAAAACUCGAAUUUAAUUCUAUAACUGAUGAUACAUUAUUACCCGUAAUGUUCUGGAUACAUGGUGGUGGAUUUACAUCAGGCACUGGCAACAUGUAUGGAGCUCAAUUUUUCCUAGAUAAAAACGUCAUUCUAGUAACGAUAAAUUACCGUCUUGGAAUGUUGGGUUUCACCACAACUGGCGAUUUAGUCGCAACAGGAAACUACGGAAUGAAGGAUCAAGUCCUCGCUUUAAAAUGGGUUCAACAAAAUAUCAGAGCAUUUGGUGGUGAUCCAAAAAAAGUGACAAUUUUCGGUCAAAGUGCAGGAGGUGCAAGUGUCAGUUUUCACGCCCUCUCUCCGGCAAGUGAAGGUUUAUUUAGCGCCUAUAUUAUACAAAGUGGUGCCCCACUUUGUCCCUGGGCAUUUCAAAGAAGAGAAACAAUUGCCACAUAUUUACGACAAGUAUCAGUGGGUGUUGCCUGUCUGUCAAGAAAUUCAAAAAAUCUCAUUGAAUGUCUGAGAACAAAAUCGGCAGCAAGUUUGGUGAAUUCAAAUUUUGCCUUUGGUUCUAUUGAACGUGCUAAUCUACUAAAUUGGACGCCGACUGAUGAACCGGAAAAUGACGAUGCUUUUCUAAAAGAUACACCGAAAAGAUUACUGAUGAAUAAUGGAAUGAAGGAUUUACCAUUCAUGAGUGGAACUGUAUCUGACGAGGGACUUUUAAUAACUCGAGAAUUUUAUGCAAAUGAAUUACUCUAUCAAUGGUUUAAGUUAAAUACGAAUUCGAUGAUCAAUACCUACAGUAGACGCUAUCUUGAAGUUUCCGAUAGCAGACGUUUUACUGCCGAAGUGACAAGAUACUACUUCAAUGGAUCGAUAAUAUUGUCGAGAAAAAGAGAUUUCCUAGACAGUGCAACACGAUUUAUCACUGAUGGAUUUUUCCUUCAUCCUCAAUUGCGAACUUUAGAGAAAGUAACACCAUCGAUGAGAAAUUCGAAUUACUUUUAUAACUUGGGUUAUAGAGGGUCACUUAGUGCAACAAUGAUUGAAGGAGACCAACAAAAUCUCGGAGUUUCCCAUGCUGAUGAACUUAUCUAUUUGUUUCCAUUGACAUUUGGAACUAUUAGAACGUCACAUUUGGAUUUUAAUAGAGAUGAUGAUGUUAUCAGUAGGAUGUUGAUCGACAUGUGGACAUCAUUUGCCACAAACGGGAGGCCAGUGUCGAGCGUUUUGACAAAUUCGAAUUUAUGGAGUCCGUACACAAAUCAAAAUCCAGUUCACCUUCAAAUUGGCAAUAUUCGAAACAAUAAAGAUCCGUCUGUGACACUCUCAAAUAAUUACUACACCCAAAGAAUGAAUUUUUGGCGAAAUAAUGCCCCUCUGAACAAAAUAAUUCUAAUUUUCCUAUAUCAUUUAAGUGGAUUCUACGUAAAAAUGGAACCAAUUCUAACAAUUUCCCAGGGCACGUUAAAUGGAACUUGGGAACAAUCGAGAAAUGGAAGAACAUAUUCAGCAUUUUUGGGCAUACCAUACGCAGAACCUCCAAUUGGAAUUUUGAGAUUCGAAAGUCCUCUGCCGGCGAAAAAUUGGACUGGAAUUCGUCAAGCAAAUAAAUUCGGAAAUCGUUGUCCACAAAUCAGUGGUAUGAAAAUUGCAGGCGAUGAAGAUUGUUUAUUUCUAAAUAUCUACACACCGAUAUUAAAUUUCAAUGAAACAUUGGAAAAUAGUGACAAACAAUUAUUAUCACUGCCAGUGAUGGUCUACAUUCACGGCGGGGCAUUUAUAAUGGGCAGUAGUAAUACUUUUCGAGCGAAUUUUCUUUUGGACAAAAAUAUCGUUUUAGUAACGAUUAACUAUCGUGUGGGAAUAUUUGGAUUUUUCACAACUGGCGACAAAGCAGCGCCAGGAAAUUAUGGCUUGAAAGAUCAGGUUUUAGCUUUAAAAUGGAUUCAAGAAAAUAUCAAAUCAUUCGGUGGUGAUCCAAUGAAUGUAACUAUUUUUGGAGAAAGUGCAGGAGCAGCAAGUGUCAGUUUCCAUGCAAUCUCCCCACUGAGUGAUGGUCUUUUUCAAAAAUACAUAAUACAGAGUGGUAGUUUCCUUUGUCCUUGGGCCUAUCAAAGCAAAGAAGAACUAAAAUCCUACGUUAGAGGAAUUGCUGCAGUACUUUUCUGUCCCCUUAUAUUCUCCGAAAGAUUUCUUAAUUGUAUGAGAAGAAAAAGUGUCAGGCAAUUAAUGGCGACAAGUUCUUUGUUUCCUAUAAUUUCUUGGACGCCGACCGAUGAACCAGAUAUUGAAGGAGCUUUUAUAAACGACAAUCCUGCGAAUUUAAUGAAUCAAAUGAAAGAUUUGCCCUUCAUUAGCGGAGUUACAGCCGAUGAAGGACUCAUUGUGUCUAGUUUUUUGAGAAUCCAUAAAUACGUGCCUAGCAUCAUGAGAUACAUUUUCAACCCUGUUCUCUCUUUCGUGAACCAUUUCUAUCUUAACGACGAUAAAAAUUCAAAUCUUUCUCAAGGUAUCAAUGCUUUUUACUUCAAUAAAGCUGCCAUGACAGGAAGCACUGAAGUGUUUUUAGAAAGUGUCACGAAAUUUUCAACAGAUGCAUUCUUCUUCUAUCCGCAAUUAACAAUGUUAAAGACAGUAACGCCUUUGAUGAAAAAUAAAAAUUACUUUUACAAUUUUGGGUAUCGAGGAACCUACAGUUUCACCAAUUUGACUGUUGGUAAUAAUCAUAAUUUUGGAGUUUCACACACUGACGAACUUAAUUAUUUAUUUCCGAUAAUACCCGAAGAAUUUAAUCUAAAAACAGAGAGUUAUACGAAAAACGAUGAAUUUAUGAUCGAUGUUAUGGUUGAUCUAUGGACUUCGUUUGCAACAACUGGAAAACCAACAUCAAAACAAAUGAAUCCUCCCGAUCUAUGGGUACCAUUUGAUACUGAAAGAAAAACUCAUCUUUUACUUGGAGAUAUUAAUAACAACACAAAACUUGCGAUAACAAUUGCCGAAUCUUUUUAUCCUAAACGAAUGAAUUUUUGGAAGACGUUUGCUCCCAUAUGGCCUUAAUUUCUUAAUUAUAAACUAUAUUUUUCGAAAUAGAAACAAAAACUUGUUGCAUUAAAAAUUAAAGUUUAACUAAAAAUUUAAAAAAAAAAUUAAAAUUAAAAAAUUUUAACUAAAAUGUAAUAUACCAAUUUAAUAAUAAUAACAACGAAAAAUUCCGAAAUGUAUACAAAAUUGUACCUAUUAGUUUGUAGAUUAAAAAUUAGAAUUCAAUGAAAAAGAAAUCUAACAUAUUAAAUUACUCUAACGAUGCCUAAACAAAACUACUUUUUGUUUCUGAUAAGAAAAUACUUUUCAAUAUUGAAAAACAAUAAAAUUCUAUCAUGACGAAAAAUUAAUAAAUAAAAAUAAGUCAUCAAAAAACGGGUAUGAAAACAAGUUC
Molecule: messenger RNA, 3792 nt
Organism: Leptopilina heterotoma
Lineage: Eukaryota; Metazoa; Arthropoda; Insecta; Hymenoptera; Figitidae
Exons: 14
Coding region: 51-3413 (1120 amino acids)
Molecular function (GO): hydrolase activity
Source: RefSeq, a predicted model, not a curated record